UACAGUUCAGAUAGUGUGCGCACAUGAAUUAUAAUAAUGUCAAACACCGAAGGAAUAGAAAGAUGGCGGUCGAGCGGUAAUUUUGUGAUGCAUGGGAUGUAGUCUACAAAUGGUGUCUUACGUUUCCAAGGGAUUUAUCAAAAUCAUAACAUUAUCGUGCAAUGUGACUACACACUGAUCACGAUCGUCCUGUGAAGCAGACCGUGUCAAGAACGGAAGAACAACGAACAAGAGGGAUAGAAAAGAUAGAAAGAGAAGAGGAGAGUACAGAAAGAGAACGGACCCAGUUUGUACGUAACGAGUGUAAAAGCGGUUCAUUGCUCUGCUCUGAUUUGUCGCCAAGAUGGAUUGGGAGUCGAUCACGAUGGCUAGUCUUCACCUAACGAUGACCGAACAUCAAUAUUAUGAAGACAUAUUUAGUUAUUGCUGUGAAAAUGCAGACAGCGACAGUGUACCGGUCAUCAAAGUUGCCGAACUAUUACGCUCGGCAAAUUUACCAGGAGUUGUCACGAUGAAGAUAUUGGAUAUCUGUUUUGGAACUGAAGCAGCACACAUUGGUACACAUCUUGGAAAAAAACAAUUCUUUGUGCUAUUAAAACUUGUAGCAGCUCAUCAAGCAGGACUUAGUAUCCGUAAAGAUAUAAUUACUAUGCCUUUAGAUGUUAUUACAUUACCAAGAUUUACUUGGCCUGCAUCUGGAGAAGAAGAUGGUAGAAGAAGUUCAGAUUCAAAUAGGGCUAUGAAGAGUCAUCGCCAUGCUCCUGAAAGUACUACAGAAAGUGAAAGUGAAGCAGAGUCUCCAAGAGAAACUGGUGGUAGUACAGAUUCUCCAACACCAACGAAUAGUAUAAUACAGGAGAGAAAUAAUGAUAUAGGUGGUGAAACAAUAUUAGAUUCUGUGUCUGGAGGUUGGCAAGGAUUGUUGGUAUCCGAAGAACAAAGGCAAUUACUAGGAACUGAAGAAGAAAGUUCAGAACGUCAUAGCAGUGAUGAAGGUGAAGGAGAUGGUGAUGGCUCAGGAUUUCCACCUGAAGAAGUAUGGAUAAUUAGUGAUGAACAACGUGAAUAUUAUACUACUCAAUUUUCACAAUUACAACUUGAUCCAGAAGGACUUCUACAUGGUUCCAUAGCCAGGACAUUUUUUGAAAAGUCUGGACUUCCUUUAGGAGAACUUAGUCGCAUUUGGCAACUAGCAGAUAUUACCAGAGAUGGAGCAUUAAGUUUACAAGAAUUUUUAGUGGCUAUGCAUCUUGUUGUGUUACGAAGAAAUCAUGUGCCUCUACCUGAUGUUUUACCUCCACCAUUAUUAAUUCCUUUGCUUAAGCAAAAGACUGGUCCACCAUCCAUUCCACCAACUACUACUACUCAAAAAACUCCACCUAAUACUUCUGGUACUCGUGAAAGAAAUAAAGAAUGGACAAAAUUUGUUGAUUCGCCGACUGGAACUAGCAGUUCUUUAACUAGUCCAGGUUUACAAUUAGUAAAUUUUGAUUUUCAAAAAUCUGCUGUUGAAAAAGAUCCUAAAAUUCUGCAUCCUGUACCAUUGCGUUUGACACCUGAAGCAGCAAUUCUUGCUUCUGGAGCAAAUGGCAACACUAAUAGCUGCACUACAUUAGGAGAUGAUGAUCUCCAACGUACUGCAAGUGCAUUGGUGCAACGACCUCUCAUUAAAAAACCACCUCCACCUCCUGAAGAAGCUAUUAUAGUAACUCCAAAGAAGGAACCACCGCCUCCACCACCACCCAGACCAUACAGAACACAUGCAAGAAGUUCUAGUCUUGAUCUUAAUAAAUUAGGGAAAAAUGGUCAAAGUUUCCUUGGAGCACCUCCGCUAGUUCCACCAAGAAUCUCUCCUGGAAUUACUUCACCUCGAAAAUUGGUUGGUCAAAAAAGUGAGGGAGAGGGACAAAAAGUCCUAAAUGAAAAUCAAGGUUUUGUUGCUGAUUUUUCUCACUUUUCUCCAAAGAGCGAACUACCUGAAAAUUCAUCUCUGGAAACUCCACAAUCACAACAAUUUACUGGUGUCUGUGGUGCGUUUCAUAUUUAUAGAAAACCAAGUCCAAAGCGAGAAGGUGGAGAUGAAGAAGCUCCCAAGGAUGAAGUGGAAGAAUCAAAAAAAUUAACAUUACAAGAAUUAAGAGAAAAAAAUGCCGAAUUGCGAUUAGUUUGUGAAGAAUUAACACGAGAAUUAGCUAGCGCACUUCAAGAACGUAUAAAUCUUCGUGCAAAACUUUUACUUUUAACAUGAUGUAAUUUGUUAUUAUCUUUAAAGACUCCAAACUGUGAAUUAUCGAUUUUUCCUAAAUUUGUUGUAAAAUCGAAUAUCUCAUGUGUCAUGCUAGUCUAGAAUAUUUCUUUUUGCAAAGUUUCAUAACAGUUAGCGUAACCAAAAAUUAAUAUUUUAAAACCUAUUAAUAAAAAUUAUCUAAUUAUCUAAUUAACUAUUCAAUCUAUUUCCACUGUCGGUUACUGUUUAAAAAAUUAAUUAGAUUUCUAAUAUCUUUUUAUAUAUUUUUAAUGUUUUAGAGAUUGUGUGAUUAUGUGAUUUGCUAAUAUAUUUAUAAAUAUUUUAAUUCAUAAAAAAAAUAGAUGUUUUAAUUGUUAGCAGAAAUAUUAAAAAAAUAUUGUUAACAGAAGUUCUCUAUGGUUACGCUAUUCAUAUUUUAUUCUCUUUCACAGAUAAUUCCAACGUGCAUUAUUAGAAAUAUGGAUACAAAUAUUGUAGUAACAUCUGCCACUCUCUAGUAUUCAAAUGUUACACAGCAUUUUAACGUUCAAAUAAUUUUAAAACUUAUAUUUUUUAUGCAUAAGAUUUUGCUAAAUUGCUGAGAAAUAAUUCUUUAUAUAUCAAAGAAUUUUUAAAGUUGAACAAAAAAGUCGCAUCAAAAGGGGAAAGUGGAGAGAGAAAGAGAGAGAGAGAGAGAGAGAGAGAGAGAGAGAGAGAGAGAGAGAGAGAGAGAGAGAGAGUAAGAGCGAAAGAUGGUUACUGUAUACUAUAAAACUAUGAAAAACAUAGUAUAAAACGAGUGAUGAAUGUUUAUUGUUUAUGGCAACAAAAUAAAAUUGUAUUUUCGUAUCGCUGUACAACCAAAUUUUUCACAGCAUGACAUAACAGAUUGGUAUUCUUAAAGUGUUACAAUAUAUUUCAUUUCGUGAUGAUGAUAAUUGUACAUAGCAAAUAGAAUUAAAACAAGGAAUGAGAGAAAAUGAAAUCUGCAGGAACAGAACAUUCAAAUAAUAAAUAUACUUUAAAAAAACCGUUAAUACUUUUAAUCAAUUUGUACGUUCUAUUUUCUCUAUUCUAUAUAGAUUAUUCAAUUGUAUUUUUAAUUGUAAUACAAAAUGUUACAUCAAAUUAUUGUUUUCAUAAGUCAUACGAUUUUAUUUGUAUAUAAAGACACUGUUCUUGAAAUUAUUCGAUAUUAUUAUAAAAAUUAAUUUAAUACUACUGAGAAAUGUUGAAUUAUUUCUUGUGCCAUACGAUAUAAAACUUUAAUAACAUUGUAAUUAAUGUUACUACCAUUUCUUUGAUGGUUAAAAACUUUUGUUAGAAUUAUUUAAAAAUAUUCCAAUUAAUAAUUAUAAGAAAAUCUUUUUGUAAAUGUACAAAAAUUGUACAGAAAGUAUAUGAUAUUAACUGUUGAUUUAUUCCAUUCCUAUUAUUCAUUGUAAUCUUGUAAAAAUGUACCAAUAUAUAGUUGGAGAUAAAGAAAUGUUUGAAAAAUUAAA
This is a messenger RNA of Apis florea (little honeybee), 3729 nucleotides long. RefSeq names its product RALBP1 associated Eps domain containing (gene Reps). NCBI's taxonomy places the organism in Eukaryota, Metazoa, Arthropoda, Insecta, Hymenoptera, Apidae. Gene Ontology annotation, cellular component: plasma membrane; cytoplasm. Gene Ontology annotation, biological process: endosomal transport; endocytosis. The record is from RefSeq and is a predicted model, not a curated record. Gene Ontology annotation, molecular function: protein binding; calcium ion binding.